GCGGAGGUGAAAAAGAGAGACAGGACGUCUGGAUCGAUUAUGUAUCAGAUGGAGAGAGACGGAGAAGAGGACUGUCUAGACGGAGGAGGGGCAAUUGACAAUGAGUUGCUGUCUGUCUGUGUGUCGCUGUAGGACAUCUCAGGGGACGAUCUUCUAUGUUGUGGCAAAAGCCAAUAGAUCACUGCUUGGUGUGUAUCAGUCUGUGCGGGAGUCUGUCUAUGUGGCUGAGGUGGUGAGCUAUGGUACUUUCUGAGUUGGUGCAUUUCCUGAGGCGACGAGUUCGCGCGCCUGAACCUGAAUCCGAGCACUGCUUACUAGAUAGUGAGCCUACUUGUUGCUCAACCGCCAGAUUGCCAUCACCACAACGACAACACAUCGAUGCUUUGUUAAAGCGAUUGAAGAAGAAACUUGCUUGUGAACCUGAAGAUCGUGCCAAUGGAAUAGAUGACGAAUGCUGUGUGUGUGUGCAGCGGCGUGCAUCAGUUCGAGCCUUUCCUUGCAGUCACAAAGUGUUUUGUCGAAAUUGUGCUGUCCAGUUAAUUGAGUAUGCAAUCAACGAAAACAGAAUGCGGAUGAGCUGCAUAAUAUGUCGCCGUGAUAUCGCAAGGUUGCAAUAUAGUCGACCAUCACGGUCUGCACAAGUUCGCAAGCAACAGGCAUUUCUUGUCGAUAAUGUCAGUAGGAAUAGUACUGCUUCCACUGCUACUUUUACUACUGUUCGUGUUUUGAAUGAUACAAUUUGGUGUAGUCCCGAAGUUUUCCCCAAAUGUUCAUGUCAAACUUUUCCUACGCCUGUUACUCUUUCUCAAUAACUUUUUUUAGAAAUAUAUUUUGUUUUAUGGUGUUCAGAUUUUCGUUUAUUACUUUUGAAACAACCCAUUCAAUCUUUAGAUUAUUCGAAAUGCGUUUGAACAGCAUAUUGCAGAUGUGAAAUGUAAAUUAAUUGUAUUGUAAUGCAUAGGGGUGUUUGAAAUUUCUCAUGGUCGAAAGACUUGUACUUCAAAGUGGUCUUACUGCAUCCGUAACAGUAUAGUAGUAAUAGUGAAGCCAUUUGAACAAGCAGUUGGG
Messenger RNA from Loa loa (African eye worm), 1068 nucleotides. RefSeq lists its product as hypothetical. The coding region runs from base 240 to 812 and encodes 190 amino acids. Lineage: Eukaryota; Metazoa; Nematoda; Chromadorea; Rhabditida; Onchocercidae. The record is from RefSeq and is a predicted model, not a curated record. The transcript has 3 exons.